AUGGCUUGGAGCCUACUCUGUUCACUCGCCGGUACGGGUGUGCACGCCACAGUUGACGAGGCUCGGUUGCGCAGUGUUCGGCCCUCUACUUACAGUUACAACAAUGGAUCCUCGAGAGUAUUGUCGGCUCUGUGCAUGCUGGCCAGAGAUGACCACGGCCACACGCUUAUCCAGCGGCUCCACCGCAAGCUGGACGAUGUUUGCGAGCGGGGAUUUGACCUCGUUUUCCAGUGGGUGCCUUCCCACGUUGGCCUGCCCGGGAACGACCGGCUCGCAAGGGAGGCCCCCACCUCGCCAGUGCCCCUGUCGCUCGUGGUGACGCCCUUCGACUUCGCCCGCCACUCCAUGGCUGGCUACCUUCCGGACACGGCACCCCGACCCGCGCGUCGCUGGCGGCAAUCCCCCGAAGCUGCUGCCGCGCAGGGGCUUGAGCCGUCAAGAUCGAGUUCUGCUCCUGCGCUUCCGCAUCGGCUGCUGCCGGACGGCGGAGAGGAUACACCGACUCUCGGAGAUCAAGCGCAGAAGAAAGAAGAAGAAGGGGAGAUUCUCGAUGACCCACGCAAGUUAAAGCCAGGCGAGAUUGAUCCCAAUCCAGAGACAAAGCCCGCCCGUCCGGAUCCAAAGGACAUGGAUGAAGAUGAGCUGGAAAUGCUGUCUGAGGCCCGAGCCCGACUGGCCAACACCCAGGGCAAGAAGGCCAAGCGCAAGGCCCGCGAGAAGCAGCUGGAAGAAGCGAGGCGCCUGGCAGCCCUGCAGAAGCGGCGGGAGCUGCGCAUGGCAGGCAUCACGCUGCCCCCACGACGACGCAAGCGCCAUGCCAUCGACUACAACAGGGAGAUCCCGUUUGAGAAGCGCCCUGCCCCGGGGCUGCACGACACCUCCGAGGAAGUGUACGACCCAGCUGAGACCGACUUCCGGCGCUUGCGGCAGCAGCACCUCGAUGGGGAACUGCGCAGUGAGAAGGAAGAGCGGGAGCGCCGCAAGGAUAAGCAGAAGCUGAAGCAGCGCAAGGAGAACGACCUGCCCCCAUCACUUUUGUCCGCGGAACCCGUGCGCAAGCGCAGCAAGCUCGUGCUGCCAGAGCCGCAGAUCUCGGAGCAGGAACUCGAGCAAGUGGUCAAGCUGGGCCGCGCUAGUGAGACUGCCCGUGAGGCAGCCCAGGAAGCAGGGCAUCAGGCGUCGGACACUCUGCUAGCCGACUACAGCCUCACGCCUGGUGCAGCUGCUGCCACUGGGGCACUGCGGACGCCUAGGGCGCCUGCACUCAGCCGUGACACCAUACUGCAGGAGGCGCAGAACAUCAUGGCCCUGACCAAUGUGGACACUCCUCUAAAGGGUGGCCUCAACACGCCCUUGCACGAGACUGAGCUUAGCGGAGCCACAACACCAAAGAAGGGGAGUGCAGCACAAACGCCCAACAGCCUUAUUGUCACCCCGUUUCGGACACCUAGCAGUGGAACCACGGAGGGAAUGACGCCACGAGGUGCCAGGACACCGGGAACCAUGACUGUUUCCACGUCACAGACCAGUGCAACACCACUGAGAGACAAGCUGAACAUCAAUCCAGAAGAUCACCUUGAUUUUGACUCCAGUCAGUCAGCAAAGCACUUCCAGAAACAAACAAAGCAACAGCUGCUGAAAGCGCUGUCAUCGUUGCCGACUCCAAAGAACGACUACGAAAUAGUGGUGCCCGAGGAGGACCCCAGUGCCCAGGAGCCUUCUGCACCAGACAUAUUUGUCGAGGACCAGGCGGACAGGGAUGCUGCCAAGGAGCAGCAAAGGCUGGAAAAGUUGGAAGCAGAGCGGAAGCUGCAGUCUCAGGCGGUGCAGCGCAGCCUUCCCCGGCCACUGGAUGUAAAUGCGUCAGUGCUCCGGCCUGCCCACACAGAGCCUCCACUUACGGACUUGCAGAAGGCUGAGGAGCUCAUCAAGCAGGAGAUGCUGGUGAUGCAGCACUACGAUGCCUUGCACAAUCCAACCGAGGCCCAGCAGUCUGGCCGCAAAGGAAGUGCUAAUGUCACAGAUGAGGCCGCACAUCUGGCCUACCUUGAACGCCACCCAUACCACAAGUACAACCAGGAGGAACUUGCUCUGGCUCACGAGGUCCUUCAGGCUGAGAUGGACGUGGUGAAGAAGGGCAUGGGCCACGGGGAUCUCAGCUUAGAAGCCUACUGCCAGGUGUGGGACGAGUGCCUCGCUCAGGUGCUAUUCCUGCCUGCCCAAAACCGGUACACACGUGCCAACCUUGCCUCCAAGAAGGACCGCAUUGAAUCACUGGACAAACGCCUUGAGCAAAACCGAGGUCACAUGACAAGAGAAGCCAAGAAAGCAGCCAAGGUUGAAAAGAAGCUUCGAGUACUGCUGGGAGGCUAUCAGGUGUGACACUCAUAGCUUCCUUUUGCAUGUGCACAUUCAACAUAUGAUGCAGCAGUUUGUUCAAAC
Molecule: messenger RNA, 2442 nt
Organism: Dermacentor silvarum
Lineage: Eukaryota; Metazoa; Arthropoda; Arachnida; Ixodida; Ixodidae
Gene: Cdc5
Product: cell division cycle 5-like protein
Biological process (GO): regulation of transcription by RNA polymerase II; mRNA splicing, via spliceosome
Cellular component (GO): spliceosomal complex; Prp19 complex
Molecular function (GO): DNA-binding transcription factor activity, RNA polymerase II-specific; RNA polymerase II transcription regulatory region sequence-specific DNA binding
Source: RefSeq, a predicted model, not a curated record